CUGGACGGAGGUAGAGCCAGAGCAGAGCCAGAGAGGACUCAGAGCAUCACCGCCCGGCGACUGUGAUAACGUACCCGUUCUUCUCCCUUGCUCUUUCAUUUAUUUUAUUAUCAUUAUUAUUUAUUUCAUAGACACGUCAGAGUGAUUUCUGCAACUCUUGCCGCUCGACUCGCGCACCCAGCCAUCGUCCCUCAUCUCCAGUGGUCUCGCGUCCGUCAUCCCGGUGUCUUGAAUGCGUCGUCCGGCUGCAGCGGUGUUCGCGGUGCUGACCGCCUGGCUCUGGUGCGGACCUCCUCUGUGCGCGUCGGCGGCGGUGCUGAGGGGCCGGCAGCUCAAUGACCGUCCGAUCAUCGGUGUGUUGGCGCAGGAAAAUCGUGACCGUGAUCUGUUCGCUCGUGGCUCCUCUUACAUCGCUGCCUCCUACGUUAAAUAUUUGGAGGAAGCCGGAGCCAGGGUUGUGCCAAUCAGAAUAAACCGCACCGCAGAAGAAUAUGGCAAGCUGUUCUCCUCAAUAAAUGGGUUGUUGCUGCCUGGAGGAGAUGUGGACAUUCAGACGUCGCAGUUCAGUCGAGCCGCCAGGAUCUUUUACAACUUGGCCCUGAAGGCCAAUGAUGCUGGAGACUACUUCCCUAUCUGGGGAACUUGCCAGGGCUUCCAGCAGCUGUCCGUCCUCACAGCCAACAAAAACCUGCUCACGCUCACUGAUACCAAGGCUGUGGCUCUACCUCUGACUCUCACACCAGCGGCCCAGUCCAGCCGUUUGUUCCGGAGCUUUCCCAAAGAUCUGCUGCACUCUCUGGUUAAUGAGAACAUCACUUCCAACUUCCACAGCUGGAGUUUGUCCCUGCAGAACUACAGCAGAAACGCCAAGCUGAAGAGGUUUUACAAGGUCCUGUCCACCAACACUGAUGGAAAGAAAGAAUUCAUUUCCACCAUGGAAGCCAACCGCUACCCGUUUUACGCCGUGCAGUGGCAUCCGGAGAAAAGUCCCUUUGAGUGGAUACAGAAGUCGGGCAUGGUCCACACCAGCUCUGCUAUAAAAGCGUGCUUCUACACCGCCAGCUUCUUUGUCUCUGAAGCCAUGAAGAGCAACCACCAUUUCUCCAAUCCUGAUGAGGAAGAGAGAGCUCUCAUUUACAACUUCUCCCCGGUCAAAGGAGAAAAGGACGCAAUCUUUGUGCAGACCUAUUACUUUGAUUGAUGGACGUCUUUGCCCGAACCGAACCAGGAGGAGUCGUCCCUUACCGUAGCCUCCCUAAGUCCCCAAUGCAGCAGAACAGCGAUGAAAUGUGGUAAAAAUUAUGGCAGAAAUGCCAAAAUGCAAUCCAAAAAACCCACGAAAAAUACCAAAACAAAAUCCAAAUGGAAAAAUUAUAAUACAGUUCAGAAGGAAUUCAAUUGUGCCAAAAUAUUUACACAGCAAAUUGCAUUUAAACCUAGGUUACAGUGUUCAAACAAAAGGGCACAUCAUAAAUGGUUCAGUGUCAAAUUGAACUUUACAUUUUGCAACAGCAAAAUGUAUCAAAAUUAAUCAGAUUUUAGUUUGGUUCCAUUUCCGUGGAGCCUGUCUUCCAUUAAAAUGCCGCUAAGCUGUUCAUAUUCUCCCUGUGAUUACUCAGUACAUUUAGUUGCGCACUACUAUUCCAUUAUGAAUUUAUAUAUUCAGAAUAAUAAUAUGAUCAUGUUAAUAGCACAUUCAUAUUACUCCGAAUUAAGCCCUGUCGUUAUAGUAGAAUUGUCUAAUUAAGACAUGUGAGAUAUGACAAUAUUAUUAAUAAUGUUCAAAUGAUUUAAUAAUAUUCUGUCAUUGCAACACAUGAUGGAGGUCGUGCCCACCACCGGUGGAAAACCUUCGGGGCAAAGGCAAAAGGUGGAAUAUUUUGUGCAUGUAAAUGUAGUGAUCAUCUUCAGUCCAGCACCACUGAUUUUUUUAAAGGCUUUAAUGUCUUAAAACCAACAUUAUAGAAGCUUCAUUUGAUGUUGAAGAAUCGUGGCUUGCUAAACAUUACGAACUUAAGAUAAAUGAUAUAUCUAAACAUGCAAUUAGACAUCCAAGCCUGUGUUAACAUUAGCAUUAUUAGUAUUCCAAAAACAAAUGAGAUUGUGAAUUUGUGAACAGAUACCUUUGCUGAUAUUUCCCUCCUUGAAGACCAAGCGAUCAGUGAGAAGUUAAUUAAAUUUGUUUGUUUUAACUAAUCUGGGACCAAUCAUAUCCAGCUCCAGUUGUUGCUCCUCUCACUGACCUAUUACCCAGAUAUAAUUUUAAUGACAUAUUUAAUCUGUGUUGAAACGUAGUGUGAGCAAACAACAUCUGAACUAGGGAUUGGACAACUUCGGAUUUUUUGAAGUUGGCUAAUACGUGGUCAACUAGUCGAUGGUGUAACAGAUUAAAGCACAGUAGAAAGCAAUGCAACAAUGAAAUCUUGACCUGAAUUCAUGUUGUAGUGUUCCACACAAAAUAAGCUACGGUGGCUUUUCUGCAGGUUGAUUGAAGCUUGAACACGGGCUGCUAUCGGCCGUAGCCCAGCACCAUAAACACCGUCGGUCUGACAAUUUUAAUACGUGGUUUCUGCUCUGCAAAAAAACAAACAAAAAAAAAAAACGCUUUACAACCACAGCAAUACUAAAAGAAAAAAAAAAGCUAAAAAGCGGCACAGUCAAUAGCAUUUAAUAGUACUUAACAGUGUAUUGUAAGACAGGAUAAUGUAGCUGUGAUUAAAAAAAAAAUAAUAAAAAUUAAGCUCUUUGUGUAGAAGCUAAAGAUCUAAUAACUUUAGACUGUGAACUCAGUAAAUUGUUGCAGCCUCCUUCUGAAGUUGUUAUUUGCCGUUUAGAGGAUUUGGAUCGUUCCUCUGCUAGGAUGCCUUUUCAGAUGAGCGUGCUUUCCAGUCGUACUUUUGUUGCAUUUCAGGACUGGCUUACAUAUUCUGCAUGUCUCCAUAGUGUGGGCUUCAUCUUUAUAGAAGUAUUUCCACACACUUGAUGAAUGGCUUCUAGUUUGCUGCAAAGACCCACUGGGCUCCUCACCUUAGCACCUCAUCUUUUAGGAGGCGUCCCAGCAGUAAAGUCGACUAGUCGGUAUACAACCCCUAGUUUGAGCACCUCACGUCAAAAUGUCACAACUAACUGCUGUUUCAGUAUCAGCGUGAAACAAUGAAUGUGUCUCUUGAACGUUGCGACUUUGCUGCGUCCGUUUCUUCUUAAUGCUCUUUCCUUAUGUAGUGGCUUCAUUUUCAGCACACCAACUUCUUCAUCCCGCAACGUAUUCCAGGCGCACAUCAUCAGCAUACAGUAGUGUAACUCCUUUCAACCUGGAUUAAAAGUACAAUGAAUCUUUCUACAACUACCAUCUGUUCAUUCACUCCCUAUCUAUUCCUGCUAAAGUCUUAAGAGAGAGUUCAUCUAUACGUGCAAUACGUGAUUGUAUUACUGUGUGUCUGUCUUUAAAUAUUUUAUUCUAUCAAGAAAUAUCAUAUUUUUUUAUAGUGCACUGUCAGAAAAUGUUACAUAUUUCUAUAAAAAAACUAUUAUUACUUUCGGUUCUGCAUCACUUUGUCAGCCUAAUGACACCACUUUGUAUAAAAGGAGACGAAAACCUGGAAAUGUUAGAGGUAUGUUCCUUGUACAAAACGUGGCUGAAACGGAACAGUUUACCAGGUUUUCAAAUGCACCUUUGCAGAUUGUUCAAUGGUUUGUAAUGAUUUCUUUGUGUAAUGACAUUUUUCUCAUUUUCUUCAUUAGCAAACCUUCUAAAACUGUUGUAACAAACCAAUGAGGGCCAGCAUUUUAGUUUUUUAAGGUUAUUUCUUUCUUCUUAUUAAGAUCUUCGCUUAUUUUGAACUAUUGAACUUUGUGUUUUCGUUUUUCUGCGGCCAGAUUUGUCUUCUACUAAAGGGCAUAAAAUAAAAAUAACUUGGUGAAUCAGAGAACUCAUAUUGUCACCCUGUUGUUAAUGACGCCAGAACAUAAUGGGCCUUAUUCUCGUUCAAAUCUCACUUUGGAACAUUCUGUCUUUUAUUUACCAAGUUCAUCUCAGUGGCUUUGGACACGCUCACACUGAACAACUGAUUGUACAAGUUGCUGUCUUGUUUGUGUGACCAUGUGUCAGACAAUUAGACAAUAAAGAGAUACGACCAUA
Mugil cephalus (flathead mullet) is the source of this 4138-nucleotide messenger RNA. Its product is annotated as zgc:171566. Gene Ontology annotation, biological process: tetrahydrofolylpolyglutamate metabolic process. Gene Ontology annotation, molecular function: gamma-glutamyl-peptidase activity. The record is from RefSeq and is a predicted model, not a curated record. NCBI's taxonomy places the organism in Eukaryota, Metazoa, Chordata, Actinopteri, Mugiliformes, Mugilidae. The transcript is spliced from 9 exons. Gene Ontology annotation, cellular component: vacuole. The coding region runs from base 233 to 1201 and encodes 322 amino acids.